Molecule: messenger RNA, 1028 nt
Organism: Anopheles aquasalis
Lineage: Eukaryota; Metazoa; Arthropoda; Insecta; Diptera; Culicidae
Product: zinc metalloproteinase nas-4
Biological process (GO): proteolysis
Molecular function (GO): metalloendopeptidase activity; zinc ion binding
Source: RefSeq, a predicted model, not a curated record
UGCAGAUUCAUAGGACCAUUCCACCUUAACUUAAGUGUCUCAGUAUUCGAAAUUCGGUCACUGUUGCCCGAAAGCAGGAUGAAGUUACUUUGGGCCGUGAUCGGUGUGGCCAUGGUGGCCAGCAAUGUCUUUGGAGGACCGGUUAAACGGGAGUCUCCACCACAGGAGGAAAGCGCUUCCGUGCUGGAAGAAAUCGGUGGAAACUUCGAAGGAGACAUGAUACUGUCACCGGAACAGGAGAACGCCGUCAAGUAUGGUUACACUGCGGUCAUUGGAGAGUUUUACAAGUGGCCCAACAACAUUGUGCCGUACGCAAUCGAUAAGAACUCAUUCACGGUUAGCCAACAGAACAGCAUCGUCUCUGCUCUGCAGCAGAUCGAGCUAGUCAGUUGCGUUCGGUUUGUGCCUCGAACGACCGAGAAGGAUUACGUCAUGGUUCAGGGAGAUGCAGGAUGCUGGGCCACGCUUGGGCAUCGGGGAGGCAUGCAAACGGUUAACCUGCAACCGAGCGGCUGCAUGACACGCGGUACCAUCAUCCACGAGUUCCUGCACUCUCUCGGCUUCGUGCACAUGCAAAGUGCAUCCGAUCGUGACUUUUACGUCGAUAUCAACUACAACGCCAUCGAGGUGGGCAAGGAGUCCAACUUUGAGCGGUACAGCUCGAAUGUGAUCGAAGACUUUGGCAUUCCGUACGAUUACGAUAGCGUGAUGCACUACCCGAGGACUGCCUUCACGGCCAACGGACAGGAGACGAUCAUACCCAAGCAGCCGGGUGUCGCGAUUGGACAGCGCGUCGGCCUGAGCUACAAGGACAUUAAGCGCCUCAACAAGCUCUAUCCUAAAUGCUACUAAGCAGGCACACAAAGGCACAAAGGUGCACUAUAAUAUACAAGGGAGGGGAACGAUGCAGAAUGACUGCAAAUAAUUUCAAACCCAACGGGAUAAACGGGAAUUAUUUCGAGAGAUUUAGCAUUAACGCUUAGCACUGCUUAGCAGCAGGAGAUUCGUGCCAUAGUUAGUAAGCUCUA